AUACACUCUUCCAGCUGAAGUUCACAGCAAAGCAGCUGGAGAAGCUAGCCAAGAAGGCCGAGAAGGACUCGAAGACUGAGCAAGCCAAAGUCAAGAAGGCCCUUCAGCAGAAGAACGUAGAAUGUGCUCGCGUCUAUGCAGAGAAUGCAAUCCGGAAGAAGAACGAAGGUUUAAACUGGCUUCGGAUGGCUUCCCGAGUGGAUGCAGUGGUCUCCAAGGUGCAGACGGCAGUGACCAUGAAGGGGGUGACUAAAAAUAUGGCUCAGGUGACCAAGGCCUUGGACAAAGCUCUGAGCUCCAUGGACCUGCAGAAGGUCUCGGCGGUGAUGGAUAAAUUUGAGCACCAGGUUCAGAACUUGGAUGUUCACACCUCGGUGAUGGAGGACUCCAUGAGCUCUGCUACCACCCUGACCACGCCGCAGGAGCAGGUGGACAGCCUCAUCGUGCAGAUUGCCGAGGAGAAUGGCUUGGAGAUCAUGGACCAACUCAACCAGCUCCCCGAGGGGGCUUCGGCAGUGGGGGAGAGCUCCGUCCGCACCCAGGAAGACCACCUGUCCCGAAGAUUGGCUGCCUUGCGGAAUUAAAGUCUCCCAUUGUUCUGGAUGAUCACUGUUCCCCUACUGAUCGUGCAUCGAGUGGGGAGAUGGGGGAGACCCCCCCCCAAAGCUCCCACUCCAUCCCUGCUUUGGCCUUCUGCUAGCAAAACCAGAACCAGCAAGCCACUCCUUCAGCAGCCUGUUCUUCUGCGGUGGACUCUUUGGUCUUUUUUGAUGAUGACUACUUCCUGAAGAGGCAGCAGGAAGAGAUGUUGGAGGGAGGUUUGCCGAAUGAGCUUGAUCUUGCUCUGGGCUUUGGUGGCAGAGUGUUCAGGGCUCUUGUCUUUAAAGCAGCGCUACCACUCCCUCUCUGCAUCCUGGACCUCUAGGGGGGAGUGAUUCUAACACUACAUGGAGAUCUUGUUGAAAGGGGAAGUGCAUGUUCUGAUGGGACACUGGGUGCCUGACCAUCUCCGGAUGCUGUAUCUCUAGCAAAUGUGUAGUGCAUCUUUCUCUCCACAGCCUGUACAUUGGCUCUCUUAGCCGCUGUGGGCGACCCGCUACUAACAGCUUGCAGCAGGUAGUGCCAUGAAUCCUUCCCAUUUCCAUCCAAGCCCCUUUCUUCCCCACUGCCUGUUGUAGCUGGAGGGAGGGGUGCCCGCCCAGGGCAUACCUGCACAUUGGUAGUGUUUCAUGGGUGAGGCAGCUGCCUUGGACAGGCACAAAUCUAUGUAGUGGCAUCUCUUACUCUAACAUCCAUAUUCCCAGUUAUCUGCUAGUCCCUGGUGCAGCGCCCGUAGCAUUGAGACGAUAGGGACCCCAGUGUGAUGCCCAGCAUGCAGGGAUCUCGCUUUGCCAACUUAGCCCUGGCACUGCUUGUCACGUUGCCCGCCCUGGAUUUUCUCACUGUUAAGUGACCUUUGAGAAGUUUGCCUCCACAACCACACGCUGUGACCACUGAGAUCUGGCCAGGCGAGCUGGGAUUCUUCAUGCAUGCCACCCCAGCGAGCGAAGCUGUCCUGCGGUGCUCUAGCUGGACAGCGUUCAAGGUGCAGCGCUGUCUGCUGGGGAGUGGUCUGUCUCCAAGCUCUGUCGCUGGCAGCACGGCAGCAGAGCAAACGUCCAGCCCCUCCUGUGAAUGGUGAGGAUGUCUCCACUGUCCCAGCGGAUGUUGUACUUCCCUCUUAAAUACCUCUGUUGCCUUUACCUCUUGGGUCUCUUCCCCCACUCCCUUCCUCAGGGCUGACACUGACAAGAUGCCCCAGCUCCACUGAUGACUGAGUGUAAGUUCGUCACUUCCUUUAACCCAGUCCACACUGCAGGCCCGGGAGCCAGGCUGAGACGGAAGGAUCAGCCCCCCCCCCCACUUCCCUCAGCCCCAGGCGUGAGAGCUUUGGGAGGCGUGCGGUGUCACUUCUGACGCUCAGACUCCUCUUCAGCCCAGGACCGGGGGAGUGGGAGGGAGCGAGGGGAGAUCUGAGCCUGGCUUGCUGCUGGAUGGGAGGGGAACAGAUCCAGGUUCCCAUUCAGAGGAGUUUUAACCCCCAUUCCUGCUGGCUCCACGCUAGCUGCCAUGUGCUGGGAAUCUGGUACCACUGUGCCGGAGUCAAUGCAGAGAACAUCUGGCAUACCCAGCAACAUGGCAGCUAAAGUAGGGAGUGGUUACUGUGAUGAACGGCCCUGGGGCUGGAGUGCUGGUUUCACAGGGAGUGCUGGCUCACAAUUCAUUAGGUGUCGCUAGGUGGUAAGUGUCCAGUAUCUUCUCACAGAUGUCCUAAGGGACCGGCUUCUCUUUGGUUAGGGGGCAAGAAAUCCCCGCUUUGGGGAGCAAGGGAGGCAGAUGGCAUCAGACACACUCCCCAUCACCCUCGCCCCUGAGAGUGUCUGGUGCCUGACGGUGGCUGGCCUUGCCACUCUCAGUGCAGAAGGCAUGUCGCUGGAGUACGGAGUACAGAAGAAGUCAGCAGGCUGGGGGUUCUGCAGCACUUGCGGGCGGACACACUUCGACAUCUCUCGAUAUUUUCCCUCCGCGUCUCGUGGCCUUGGAAGAUGCACGUUCGCCUCCCUUUUGCGAUUACCCUGAGCUGUGGCCGCCCCCCACAGGCUGACAGAGGAGACGCAGGUUCCUUUCCUAGACUCGGGAGGAAGCUGGGGCUGUAGGCGAGCUGAGGGGCUUUGUUACUAAUCCUGGCGGAGUCCCGGACUUGCUUGUGACCAGGUGUUUGGUCUCUGUGCCUCGAUCAGACCCAGGUGGGUAAAAUGCAGGAGCCCCCCUGAAAAUCUGAGCAGAGCUUUCCAGGGCAACCCCGAGGGGGGGCAUUUACCUGGGGUUGCAGGGCAGGCUGACCUGGGGCAAUGGUGAACAUCUUGUUCCACCCAGCUGGAGUGUUUGCAGGAGGCACAGCGAGCACUAGCCCUAUUCCUCCCCGCCCCUGGCUCCUACCUUGUGGAAAUGGCUUACCCGUGCCCAGCUCCUCUCCUGGCAGCUGGUGAAAUCAGGAGAAGGGGUCAGCCCGGCCUUUGCCCUGGGGAGGAGAUCCUGCCCUCUGUAAAUGAGCCUAUUCUUUUCGUGUGGUGCUGUCUGUGUGUUUUUACAACGCUGCUUUCCUUUGCUGGUUUUGAAAUGAACACUGUAAAGUCCACUCUGCCGUUUUAAAUAAAGGAACUGUCCUGAAAAUCA
Trachemys scripta elegans is the source of this 3216-nucleotide messenger RNA. It is a transcript of the gene CHMP1A, whose product is annotated as charged multivesicular body protein 1A. The record is from RefSeq and is a predicted model, not a curated record. Gene Ontology annotation, biological process: protein transport; endosome transport via multivesicular body sorting pathway; late endosome to vacuole transport. Gene Ontology annotation, cellular component: ESCRT III complex; multivesicular body. Lineage: Eukaryota; Metazoa; Chordata; Testudines; Emydidae.